This is a messenger RNA of Xiphias gladius (swordfish), 3786 nucleotides long. It is a transcript of the gene wfs1b, whose product is annotated as Wolfram syndrome 1b (wolframin). Gene Ontology annotation, cellular component: endoplasmic reticulum; endoplasmic reticulum membrane. Bases 219 to 3146 code for a protein of 975 amino acids. The transcript has 10 exons. Gene Ontology annotation, biological process: endoplasmic reticulum unfolded protein response; calcium ion homeostasis. The record is from RefSeq and is a predicted model, not a curated record. Lineage: Eukaryota; Metazoa; Chordata; Actinopteri; Istiophoriformes; Xiphiidae.
AGUGGGCGUGGACGUCUAGUGGAGCAGCUGACAUACUUUGCCGUACAGUGUGUCUGUUUGGAGUUUGACCGCAGAGAAAAAACAGCGGACAGGCAGAUUUUACAAAAGCAAAAGUGAAGAAUGACUUAGGACACCGAAUAGCAAAGAAACAGAGAUAUUUCUCGGAGCCCAUUCGCUCGGAGGAUUUAAAAUAAACUGGUGGAGUACAUGGUAAAGCCAUGGAACCAUCGCUGACUAACAACUCAUCCACCACAAAACCAAGCCCCUCAUCUCCCACCAGCCUCAGGGCAGGCCCUUCCUCAUCCAGCUCGUCUGCUACCACAACCACACCGACCUCAGACCAGCCUAAGGCUAAACUCACCAUGCCAACACCUCCAGCCACACCCUCAUCCUCUCCCUCCACUGCCUCCCCUCGGACUUCCACAGGUCUUUCUUCCCGCUCUUCUUCCCUGUCCAAUCCACCUGCCUCACCUCUACGCCAGCCCAUCAGGAGCCUCUCUCAGAUGGGCAGAUCUCAGCUUAACGCAGCCUCUACAGGGAAUCCCCUAACUGGAUCCCCAGCUGCUGCCACGGCUCCUCAGCCUCCUCUCACACCGGAACCAGAGGAGCCAGAGGAGGAGGUCAGUUUUGAAGAUCUGGAGGUGAGAGCAAAGUCAGGAGAUGCCAGAGCACAGACCAAGAUGGGGCGUUACUUCCUGGCACUGGCAGAAGAAAGGGAUGAGGAGCUGAACAACUGUACAGGGGUCACUUGGCUGAUCCAGGCUGCUAAACAAGGCCGCAAGGAUGCUGUCAAACUGCUGCAGCAGUGCUUAGCCUCCAGGAAAGGCAUCACUUUGGAGAACUUUGAGGUGGUGAAGAGGUUGUGUACAGAGACACGUUUCGAGAGAGGGGUUAGGAAAGCAGCCCUGCUUAUGUACUGGAAGUUGAAUCCACAGAGGAAGAAGUCAGUGGCCGUUUCUGAGAUACUAGAGAAUGUUGAACACGUCCAUACAGAGCCAGGGAAACCAGUCUCCCCUGGUCCACUUAACAGUUCUGCAAAGAAACAGAGGAGAGUCCUGGAGACAAUGGUCACCAGCGAGGCCAGUUCCCACGUCGGUCUUGACGAUUUCGUUGAGAUGACUAAGAAGUAUGCUCAGGGUAUUACACCGUCACCAGUCAUGGCUGCUGCAGGAGACGACGAUGAAGACGACGAUGAUGGUGUAGUUGUGAAGAAUCCAGAUGAGUUGCCCCUGCACGAAAAGCUGCUGAAGUUCCCUCUGUACGCUCUGCUGGAGAUCAAGGAACACCUCAUCGACUGGGCGUCGCGGGCUGGCAUGCAGUGGCUCAGCGCCCUGAUCCCCACCCACCACUUCAACGCACUCAUCUUCUUCUUUAUCAUCUCCAACCUGACAAUCGACUUCUUCAUCUUCCUCAUCCCUCUGCUGGUUUUCUACUGCUCAUUCUUCUCCAUGGUCAUCUGCACGCUGCGGGUAUUUCAGAAUUCCAAAGCAUGGGAAAACUUUCGGGCUCUGACAGACCUGCUGGCUCACUUUGAACCCGGUAUUGAUCUGGAGCAGGCUGAGACUAACUUUGGAUGGACACACUUAGAGCCCUAUCUGUACUUCCUGCUCUCAGUGGUCUUUGUGGUUUUCUCCUUCCCUGUUGCUGAUAAAUCUUGGAUCCCCUGCUCAGAGUUUGCUGCUGUCGCUCUCUUCUUCACCGUCACCGCCUUCCUCAGCCUUCAUGCCUCUGCUCAGCUCUUUGCUCAUAAAGCCCUCCUCACAGAGGUCCUCUCGGGUGCCUGCUCCCUCACUCACCUCCUGCCAGACUCCCUGUGGUUCCUCAGGGUCUUCGGGGUGACGUUCAUCACUGUGCCCUUAGGGGACAUUGUGUCGUUAAAUCUGGGGAUGCCGUGUCUGCUCUAUGGACACCUUUUCUAUCUCCUCUUUCGUAUGGCCCAGCUGAGAGGCUUCAAGGGCAUCUACCUUUGCCUGGUGCCCUACCUGGUCUGCUUCACCUGGUGUGAACUCUGCUUGGUGUUCCUCAAUAACGCCACUGCAGUGGGACUCAUCCGCACCUGUGUGGGCUACGUGCUCUUCCUUUUCGCUCUUCCUAUACUGUCACUGGGCUUGGCUGCAAUGCUCAUCAUCCAGUUCCUGCAGUGGUUCCUUGCCCUGGAGCUGACCAAGAUGGUGGUCACCCUGACAGUUUGCUUUGUGCCAAUUGUGUUGAGGCUUUGGACUUGCUUCAGCCUCAACCCCAUUGUGGUUUUUCGGUCUUUGUCACGGAGCAGCAUCGUCAAGCUCAUCCUGGUGUGGCUCAGUGCAGUGGUGCUCUUCUGCUGGAUGUACGUCUACAGGUCUGAAGGCAUGAAGGUGUAUAAUUCCACCCUGACAUGGCCUGAGUACAGCAACCUCUGUGGUCCUCUGUCCUGGAAAGAGUCCAACAUGGCCCAAACUCAGAUUCUAUGCUCUCAUCUCGAAGGACAUCGUGUCACCUGGACCGGACGCUUCAAAUACGUCCGUGUGACCGACAUUGAGAACGGGCUGCAGUCGGUUAUCAACCUGCUGCCUGUGUUUGUGGGGAACUGGAUGCGGUGCCUGUAUGGUGAGCCGUAUCCUUUGUGUGAACAGGUUAAAAACGCCACAGCUGAGCCCCAGCCUCUGCCUGCCCGGUCCCCUCCUCCCGGAGACCCCCUCUGUAAACUUAAAAAACUGGCCAAGCACGAAUGCCACAUCAAACACUUUGAUCGAUACAAAUUCGAAGUCACCAUGGGCAUGCCACUGGAGAGGAAGACCAAGAACGGGACGAUCAUUGAGGACGAAGAUGCGACCAAGGACAUAGUUCUGCGGGCUAGUAAUGAGUUCAAGUCUGUGCUUUUACACUUAAACACGGGAAGCCUGGUGGAGUUUAGUACCAUACUAGAGGGACGUUUAGGCUCCAAAUGGCCCGUGUUCGAACUGAAGGCCAUUCACUGCAUGUCAUGCGGUGGUGCCAGCGUGCCGAACCGCAGGCAAUAUAAGAUCGAACACGACUGGAGACGCUCGGCUCAGAAUGCCCUGCAGUUUGGUUUUGACUUCUUCUUCAACCCCUUCCUGACCGUUCAGCUGGAGCAACGCGCAGACACAGAGACUGAAACAGAGACUGUGACACAAGAGGGGGGAUAGAGGGAAAGAGAUCUGGCAAGCACACCUCUGGGAAAAAUGAAAAACUGAUGCUAAGCUGUGUGAUAAAGUGUGUGUGCAAUGACAACACUAUCCUCAGUGGAGGAAUGUUAAUGAUUGUACACCUCUGUUCUUUACAGAAUCUAUUUGCAAUAUUGUUGGAGAGUUACUUACUGUAGUAGAGUGGACAGAUAUUUAUCGUAUCUGUAUUAAUCGAGUUUGUGUUUGCAUUCUUAUAGCUUUUGAGCCAAAAUGUGUGAGAAUACAUAAUAUAAUGACUGAAAUUUACAAAGGGGAGAAACACAAACUAAUGAGCCUUUUAAGUAAUUCACUGCCCGACAUUAAUAUAAGAAAACCAUGAUCCAAAUCUCCUCAGCUGCAGUCAGUUGUGCAUUUCUUAUAAACAUUUCAUCCCAUUUAAGCUGCACUUGUGCUCACCACUGUGAGUCUGUUAAUGAAGUAAUUUUGAUUUUGAUUUGUGUGCUAUACAAAAACUAUUCCUGCUACACCCAAUUUUGUGUAUGUUGGUCAAUAUCAUGACAUAUGUGGCCAAAAGCAUCAGUAUUGACAUUUAACAUUUUUCUUGUUGGAACUGUGCUCUCAUUAUUUUGGUCAUUUGGUCUGUAUUUUGUGUGUGCGCGUA